CUAAGCAGGUCGGGCUAAAAAUAUCCUAAAAACCAUACAACAAAAUUCUCAGAAUAAAAGCAAUGCCCUACCUAAAGAGAAAAUCCAAUGAACCGCCGCCUCAGUCUCUGGCUGUGACCACGGAAUCUAUACGUGUGGGACGAAUGCGUGCCCCCAACAUCAUAGAUCAUGGCAUGCGGCCCAAGUUGUCAAAGCUGCCCAGCGGACAGGAUAUUAAUAGAACUCGAUAUCGGUUGUCGGAGCAUGAGAAGGCCAUGUGGGUGACCACCGACACGGAGGUAAUUGGUGUGGAAAAGAAAUACAUGCAACAAAUGGGCAAGGAUUUGGAUAAUUAUUUCAAUCCCAAGUUAACCGAUAAUGGGAAAGAUCUUCAAAAAGCUGAGCCAACAAAUAAGGAUAAGGAUAACGAUAAAAAAUUAUUUAAAGCGCCGAAACUUGCCACAAUACAGGAAGAAGCACUAGAGGAAAACAUUGAUUGCUUUGGGUUGCUGAAGCCUUCAGAGUUCAUCAAUACUGUGGAGUUGCAGAGUGGUGCCAAAACCGCAAAUGCUCUCAGAAAGAGCCUGCAAUGGCUGCAGGAAGCCACAAGACCUGGCACGGUUCAGACCAUUGAUAAUGUCAGAGACUUACAUCGCUCAGCAACUCGCGUAUGUGGCACAUCCACAUAUAGAACCAAGAAAGAAAUUGGUGUUCUCAGCAAAAAGAAAAUGCAAUUGAAUCCCAAGGCGCAAUUAAUUAAGGAAAAAGCUGAACGCAUGGAGGCAGUUAUGAAUGAAAUAAAAAUGUAUCAGGACAAAAAAAAUGACUAUAAAAAUACCGAAAAAGAUGCCAAUAAUAAUCCAGAAAAAUAUUUCCAACUGGAACAAGAUCAUAGCUCAAACAAAGAUCACAGCUACAUUGGAGCCAUAGAAGAUUUAUAUGAAAUGACUAGCAACAUGGAAGUGCCUCAGAACAGCGAUAUUGCCUUGCAGGAAUUUGAACAAAAUGAGCGAAAUUGUAUGAGCAGAAUUGUAAUCAACUCCCAAAGCUUAAAUUCUAGUGAUAAAAACAACAAUUCAAUUGAAGAUUGUUCAGUUAUAUAUAAAAAUGAUAAUAUUUUGCAGAAUACAGAUUCCACAACGACUCAAUCGGAAAACUAUUUUGGCCUGGGGAAUAAGAAACACAGUAGGAAGCAUGAGCAGAGCCGUUCAAAGUACAACGAAAUUCCGAAAAUAUACACAGGCUACUCGGUGACUAACGUGAAGCAGGCAAAUCAGCAGCAUGCUAGAUAUCAAUCACUAUCUAAGUCCAAAAAAGCACAGCCCAAAGAUUUGAACAUGAACAAAUAUUUAAAGCCUUUUAAAUCCAUGAAAAACAUUCAGGCCAUCUCCUUGGACACUCUCACCAAAGCUAAAGACAAUGUUCAGCAGAUCAAAGCUUCGUUUCAGUUGCCAAAGCUCUCCAAAUGCAAUGGGAAAUACAAUUCUCUAACGAUAUUCCAUUCAAAAAGCACUGUCCAAUAUUUGGUGUGCGCUCCAACCUUAUGCCUGACUGCCAUUUUUUUUUUGUCAUUGGUGCUCUUUGUACGCUUUGUAUUUGUGAAACCAGCACCAACAUUUUGGGAGCGCUUACUGAAAUACCUUAUCAAAAAGUUGAGGCAUAUUUAUAUUUGAUGCAAUAUAUUUUGUUUUAUUUCAAACAUCUGACAGCUUUAAGCAAGCCUUUACCCAACAGUCUCUAAGCUUUAUGGCGUCAAUUCUCAACCAAAAUCAUAUCCCAUAAAUCGCCGAAAUCUUACUUUGCUAUACUCCGCCGACGAUUGCCACCUAAUCGUAUGCUAACAAACGAAACCAUGAGACCCGAGACGCUCACUUUUCGCGCCAAAGUUCCAGAAAAUGCAGUGAAACAACCUGAGGGCAAGGGAAAAUACGAAAAGCCAAUUCCUGAAGAAACUGAAGUGCUGACAACUCAUGGCAGAUCCACGGAGUCAAAACCAUCUAAAAUCUCUGGAAAAAAAGAAGUGCUGCCGACCUGUAACAGAUCUACGAUGAAAAACACAAAUGAGAACAGUCCCAGCGGCUCCAAAGCUGCCAGCGAAGCAGGUUUAAAUGCCAAGCCAAAUUCACAGCUCCUGCUGGUAAGUUUACCAGCACCCGAAACAGGAGAAGCGCUGCACAGCAAAUUGUUAGACCCUGAUUCGAUUCGAGCAUUCAAAGGCAAAAAACUUCUGCAUAAAAAAUGCAAAUCAAAGCAUAGAGGUUCUUAUGUUCACGGCUUAACCUUAAAGGACAAGUUAAUGUCCGCAUUGGGUGCUGUUUUAUUCAUUAUAUUCAUUCUAUUUAUGACUCAAUGGACACCAAGACCACUAACUUCACACUUUGGGUAGUCAGCUUUCGAAUGUUUAUUCAAUUAUUAUAGAAAAUA
Drosophila subobscura is the source of this 2403-nucleotide messenger RNA. RefSeq lists its product as uncharacterized. The record is from RefSeq and is a predicted model, not a curated record. The transcript has 4 exons. The coding region runs from base 63 to 1652 and encodes 529 amino acids. NCBI's taxonomy places the organism in Eukaryota, Metazoa, Arthropoda, Insecta, Diptera, Drosophilidae.